GAUACAAGAAACAGCAACAACAAAGGAAUCUUUCGCGAUAUUGCAAGUUCUGUAGAAAGGGUGAAUUGAUUUAUUAAACUGAUUGAAGCUCAAGGUCCACUUAGCCCGAAGUGAUAAAAAGUGUUAUCAAGUUUGUGAUAACGAGCUGUAUCGGUGAACACGCAGAGGUUUGUAGAAACAGUGUCACAUUUUCACCAGGAAUGGAUGGUUCUCAUCAAGAAUUAUCAAAAUCCAAGGUACCCGAAACACCAGAUAAGGGGGGUCCAUCUUCCCAACAUGUGGGCACUGGGACAGAUCAGAAAAAUACCAUGCUCGACAAGAGAAAAGCAACCAUGAAAAGGAAGGCUAAUUCACUCAAAGAUGAGAAGAGCAAGAAGAAGAAAAAGAAGAAGAAGAAGAUCCAACGAGUUCAGAGACCCAAUUACACUGUACAGCAUGGUGAGGAUAUGCUUCUGAUUAUAUCAAACGUUAGCCAGUUUGACAGUGUUUGGAAACCUAAGCGAAAAGGUUACAAGAGGAAAAAGGCCAAAACAAAGACCACAUCAGUGAGGAGGAAGAAAGAACCUACAAAACCCCGAGUCUCUAAAGUCACUGAAGAAGUUUUAGGCAAUGAUGUUGAUUUGGAGGAAUCAGAAACUGCUUUGAGCUUUGACUGGGGUCAGAGAAUGCCAGUGGAGGUGUUAGUUAAGAUUUUUGAACUGGUAGUUCUCCAAGAUGGUGCCAUACCUUUUCUCUGCAGGGUUGGCCGAGUUUGUCGUCUGUGGAAUAGUGCUGCUUCUUCACCAGCUCUUUGGCGCAGUGUGUCCAUUGGCUACUGCUGGAUUGAUCCUGGUAAGAGUCAGUUACCUGGAACUGAACAGAAGAUUAAGAACACUGUAGACUGGCUAGCACAAAACAGGUUCUCACAGCUGAGGAAUUUCAAGCUUUGUCACUGGAAAAAACAUGUUGACUACGUUGUUCAGACGAUAGCAAAUGCCUGCUCACAUCUCCAAUCCCUAGAGUUGUCAUACUGCAUGGGUGUGACAAAAGAGGCCUUUCAAAAUCUUGGAAUUGCCUGUCAGUCUCUUGAGAACAUAAAUGUGCAACACUCAGAGUUUCAGGAUGAUGGUCUGCUCUCUUUCCUCGAGGUGUCUGGGAGUCAACUAAGAAAGAUUUCCUUCACACGCAGCUCAAAAAGUGACAAACUUCUCAAUGCUUUGUGUAGGGGUUGCUGUCCUGAUCUCAGGUUUUUGGAGAUCAAUACUAAGUUAGACUGUGGAUAUUGCCCCCUUCCUAUCUGUGUACAAGCUUUGCAACUUGGCUGUCCCAAGCUACAGACUUUUAGGUUGAUGAAUAUUAACCCUGUUCCCAAAAUGAUUCGCAACACACCCAGUUCCACACUUGGCUUCCCCAUGCUGGAGGAGCUGUGUAUAGCCUCUUCAUCUCAUUCCUUUAUGAAUGACCAGGACCUGCUCAAUAUUCUGCAUGGCUCCCCCCACCUACGGGUGCUGGACCUGCGGGGAUGCUCACGCAUCACAGCUGCUGGACUAUAUGCUCUGCCAUGUGAAGGUCUAGAGUGUUUAUACUGGGGGCUGUAUUUCAAUAGCAAUGUCAGAGUGGCAUCAAACAAAGGCGUCCACAUGCUCACACAGAAAUGGAGCCAUAGCCUUCGCGAGCUGGAUCUCACCAACCAACCUUUCUCAGAAGAGGACAUGGAAAUUGCAAUGGGGCAUUUGGCUCAUGGCACUGGAGCAGAUUCCUUUCAUUCUUUGAAUCUCAGUGGGACCAAGAUCACAUCGUUUGCAAUCAGGUUAUUAGUGGGUCAGUCGACAGCUCUUAGCUACUUGAAUCUGUCAUCUUGCCGUUACCUUCCAAGGGGACUCAAACGAGUUUAUCGUGGACAAGAAGACAUACAUCAGCUCCUGGACAAGUUAAAUUAAUGUAAUUAAUGUAUAGUUUUGUUUAUGCUUUUGUAAUGCAUUUUAAGACUUAAUUUUCAAAGUAAUAAGAUCCACAAAGUGUUAAUAUGUGUGUUUAAAAUAGGCUACAUAAAACCACAAGUAGGUAAAUAAAUUAUAUGAUUGAUUAAGAUGGUCGGUUACCUGCUCUCUCUAUAAUAUUAAUGUAUGAAAAGAUGAGAAUAUAUACAGAGCCCCAAUUUGGAUAUUGAAACAACAAAGAUGAAGUUUGGUUUAAAGGUAGCAGACUUAUCAUGUAACAGAAAUCAACAACAUUUAACAAGUGGGUUAAAAAGGAAAGUUUAUUAGUGUUUUAAAUGUAAGCAUUCCACUAAAAUGGAUUCCACUCCUUAGUGUUUACCUCAGUCUUUAUCUAACAGGAUAGAAAAAUAGUAGUCUGAAAACAUGAAACCAUGCUGGUAAAUAGAUCCUUAGAAUGGUAGUAAUACAUGAAUCUCCCAAAUGCAAAGGUUUGUAAAGAAUUGUAAACAUUUGCAAUAAAAAAAUGAAACAAC
This is a messenger RNA of Pangasianodon hypophthalmus (striped catfish), 2452 nucleotides long. It is a transcript of the gene fbxl6, whose product is annotated as F-box and leucine-rich repeat protein 6. The transcript is spliced from 10 exons. Gene Ontology annotation, biological process: SCF-dependent proteasomal ubiquitin-dependent protein catabolic process. NCBI's taxonomy places the organism in Eukaryota, Metazoa, Chordata, Actinopteri, Siluriformes, Pangasiidae. The record is from RefSeq and is a predicted model, not a curated record. Gene Ontology annotation, cellular component: SCF ubiquitin ligase complex. Gene Ontology annotation, molecular function: protein binding. The coding region runs from base 201 to 1919 and encodes 572 amino acids.